AUGGACGGCCACGGUCACUGCCAAGAGAACCAACAGCAGCAGCAGCGCCAGGACGGCGCGGUUUCACCUGAGUCUCAAUCGCCCGCCCUUUCUUUCGGUGGACUGUCGUAUGAAGAAUGCAGGAGCGUGUUCUUCUCACCCAAUGCCCGUAGCUCUACCGACCCUCAUCUGCCAUCUUUCUGGUUCCCUCCUACCACCCACCACACUGCUGUCCUCACUUCCACUGCCGCCUCCAAUGCUCCCUUCUCCAGGUCGCCUUUCUCCGCUGCCACUUCUCCCCCCAAAGUUGCUGCUCUCCCAAAUUUCAUUCCUGUUCCCAAUACCGCCGCUCUCUCAAAUGACUCUGUGGCGACCAACACAGCGACAUACGCCAGAGCAGCAGCGCUCAGCCUGCCCACGAAGAGAGCACGGGAGGAGAUGAGCUCUCUCACGGCCAACCAGCCCCUCCUGUCGAAUGCCUCCCGGGAUGAGCUUGGGCUGCCUCGUCAUGUGGCACAGCGGCCUCAGUCUCUAAGGGAGCUGCUUCAGCUGCGCGGCGAGAGGUGCCGGAAGCAGCAAGCUCUGUGGCCUGCCGUGGGGUCGGAGAGAGCCUGGUUUGCCCAUCUGCUGCUGGAGGAGCGUCGCCAGCAGCAAGGGGAGAAUGGCGCGGUGCAGCGGGUGUUGUGGCCGCGCGUUGGGUCGGAGAGUGCCCUUCCAGACGACGUGCUGCUGGGGUGCAGCAGCGACGACCCCGCCUUCAUCCAGCGCUCUGCUCUGUCUGCUCCUCCGCCCACCCAGCCACACGCAGCGCUGCCAGCUCCAAUGCCCUCCCAACUCGCUGCCGGGCCUUAUUCUGCUCCGUGCAUUGAUGAUUCCAAGCCCUGCAUUGGCGAUUCCAAGCCCUGCUGUGGGGAUGUGGCUCCGUGCGUUGAAGAUGCGCCCCCUGCUGACGCCCGUGCUGCUGUACAGCAGCUGGCCCAGUCCGUCGACUCCUGCACCCAGGAGCACGGCAACAGCUACGCGCAUGACAGCAAGAGCGAUGUGCAUGCACACGGCAGCAGUAACCACGACAUCCCAGUGCAGGGCAGCAAUGUGCCCUAUGCCAGGAGCGAGAGCCUCUUUCUUGACGCGCCCGUCUCCCACCUGUGCCUCGCUGAGCCUGGCCCCUCCGUGCCGCGGGCAGGUGGGAGCCUGGCACCCCCAGAAGGUGGGGUGGGUCUGCCAGAGCGGGUGGUGGAGCAGCGAGGCACCCUCGAGGGAGGUCCUGAUGUGAUUGCCUCGCCAAGCCUCAUGAAGCCAGCGGUUGAUCCUUGUUUUAAUGUGGGUGAUGCCCUGGGAGGUGAAGCUGCUUCCUGGGAGAGCUCCUUCCCUCCCGGGCUCAACUCAGAUGUGCCUUCUGCAAGCAGUCUGCUUGGGCUCGGAGAAACAGCUGAUUUGAAGGUGGAGGACGGCUGGAGAAUGGACAUGCCUGGUGUCAACUCUGCCGAGGGACCUGCCACCCCUGGUGCUGCUGGGACAACUGUGACAGAGUGGGCGGUUGAGCAGGGAGAAGCUGGGGAGGGAGGUGCUGAGCGGCACACGCAGCAGAAAUUUCCCACCCAGGAGGGCAUGCAUGCGCAGGGGAAGGCCUGUCAGUGCUUAGAGCUUCAGCGCAUGCUGUCGCUGAUGGCACACACACCAGCCACAGCUGCAUUCACAGCCGCCGCCACAGGAACUCCCACAGCUACCAGCACAACCGUCUUUGCUGUCUCCUUCCGCCACCAAUGCACUGAACGCGCCCUUCAACGCAAGGGGGCCACAAAUGCACGCUCCCUUACAACCGCACACUGCCAUGCUGCAGAGCCCUUCUUCCCGGGUGCUCUGUCAGCUUUGUGCAACCCCAUGCUCCCUUCGUGGCCUGACGUGGCCGUUACAUCAGGAGGUGAUGGGAUGCCCUGA
Molecule: messenger RNA, 1917 nt
Organism: Closterium sp. NIES-65
Lineage: Eukaryota; Viridiplantae; Streptophyta; Zygnematophyceae; Desmidiales; Closteriaceae
Source: the annotation of a GenBank genome assembly